UUAUUAUCACUUGGACGAACAUUUCGAAACGGUUUUGUUAGGAAUUACAAUUGCACCUUUAAUAUGUUGCACUCUGUGGAAAGGUCAAGGGAAAAUUCCUAGCGUGCAAACUCAGCCAGGCAUUUCCAAAAACAGCGCGCUAUUUGCAGCAUUACUUGUUGACGCACAGAUACAGCUAUAUAGUGUACAGACUAGCGGAAACCCGUGCCUAAUACCUUCACUCGGAAUUGUGCUAGUUUGUGCCGGCUGGAUUUCAAAGAUUUGAAUCUGCACCUAAAGCUUGGAGUAUCCUGCAAUCAUGUCUCUCCGGUCGGCGAGAGCGGCAUACAAUGCGGUAGCAUUCUUGGGACGACUCGGUGGUUCUGGCGCACCCAAAGCGGAGAUACCUAAAACACCGGGUAUUGAUGAGCAGAGGGUGAAGUCGGUGGACUUGUUGACGGCCAAGAACCAGCCUGCUCACCAUACUGACCCGUACGAGUACGGGGGCCUGGUGGUGAGGCGCGGCCAGGCCUUCGAUGUGGAAAUCACGCUGGCCAAGAAUGACGACGCAGUUGUCCUGACCGUCGAAUUGUGGUGGGGAGAUAAACCAAUGGCGUCUCACGACAACUUUAUCGUCAUCCCCGUGCGUGCAAUUGGUGGAGCAAGUGAUGACGUCGACGAGUGGGCUGCAAAGGUCACGGGAGUUCAAGAGACCAAAAUGACCGUGAGGAUCUCCUCUCCAUCCACCUGUCAGAUUGGCCGGUACAAAAUGGCGGUUAAAACAAGUGUAGGUGAAACAAAUGAUUUCCGCUUCGAAUUGGAGGGCCACAUCUACGUGCUUUUCAACCCCUGGUGUAAAGACGAUGAUGUGUUCAUGCAUAACGAGGAACAGAGGAAGGAAUACGUUCUGAAUGACAUGGGAAUGUACUUCUAUGGAAACAGCAAAUACGUUGGCUCUUCACCCUGGUAUUUUGGCCAGUUUGAGUUGGGCAUCAUGGAGUGUGUGGUGCGUCUUCUGGAAAGUGCUGAGAAGCGAUUUGGUGCUUAUUCAAGUUCAAUCGAGAUAUCCAGACUGCUAUCUGCUCUUGUCAACUCGCCGGAUGAGGGCGGCAUUCUCGUGGGCAACUGGAGCGGUAACUACGAAGGUGGCACGGAGCCCACUGCUUGGUCUGGCAGUGCAUCGAUCUUCGAGGAGUUCAUCAGAACAGGACAGCCGGUCAAGUAUGGCCAGUGCUGGGUGUUUGGGGGUCUUCUCACAACAGCUCUUCGUGCCGUUGGUAUCCCGGCCCGUACCAUCACCAACUUCUCCUCCGCUCAUGAUGCCGAUGCUAACUGCUUACUGGACUAUCAUUUCGAUAAGGACGGGAAAUCACUCAACACGGCCGACAGUGUCUGGAACUUCCAUGUCUGGAACGACGCUUGGAUGGCCCGGCAUGACUUACCAAAAGGCUACGGGGGAUGGCAGGCUGUGGACUCUACUCCACAGGAAUAUAGCGACUAUGUUUUCCGUUGCGGACCUGCCUCCUUGACCGCUAUCAAGAGCGGUCACGUCUACCUGAGCUAUGAUACCAAGUUCGUGUUCGCUGAAGUCAAUGCAUGCAAAGUCAAGUGGAUGAUCAGCACAGACUACUCGGUGGCGCCCAAGAUCAUAAGUAUUGAAACUGACGCAGUUGGAACUAGCGUCUUGACAAAAGCUGUUGGAAAGAUGGAGAGAGAAGAUAUCACCUCGCAGUACAAACCAGAGGAAGGUUCCAUCAUGGAGUACCUGAGUCUGUUCACUGCCGACAAGCACGUGGACAGUCUCAAGAAACUGAUCGCCGAGCCUGGCAAGGACACGAACCUAGACAUCAACCUGCCAGAAGACGUCCUAAUCGGCAAAGACUUCACCGUCAAAGCCAAGUUCAAGAAAACUUGCCCCGUCAGCGAGUUGCGGAGCGUGACUCUUUACAUCUCGUGCACCAGCAUGUACUACACUGGCGUCAAGGCUAAACUGGUCUUUGAGUCCCAGGACUCGGUUGAGAUCAAAGACGCAGAAGCAGUCCAUGAGUGGCAGGUGAAGGCAAUCGACUAUCUGCCCAACCUCGUAGACCAGGCCAACCUCCGCUUCCAGGUCACCAUGUUUGUUGCGGAGACCAACCAGAUCGCCAACAAAGGCUCAGACUUCCGCUUGAUCAAGCCUGACCUCGAGGUGCAGGUUCCUAAGACGGUAGCCGCUGGUACAUCAUUCACCGUCGAUGUCAAGUUCACCAAUCCGCUGUCAACAAUUCUCCAUGGAUGCUUCUUCCAUACCGAAGGACCUGCUGUGCUAUUGCAUAAGAAGGAAGCAUUCAGAAACAUCAAAGGCAACGAAACGGUCCAGUACCAAGUCACUGCUGUAGCCAAGAAGCCGUCGGGGACCAAGGAAAUCCUGGUGUCCUUCUCAUCCUUGGAUCUGAUUGGUGUUAUGGGAAAGGCCUUUGUAAACAUAGUUUAAUCGGCCAAUAACAGUAGCUAGUGAGAUAAUUAUGCAAAGAAUGGCACUAUCUGAUUGGUGUCUUUGUUGAAGCAUUUGUCAAUAUUAUUUUAUUGUCCAAUCACAGCAGCCAAAGAGGCAAUUAUGGUAAUUAUGCAAAGAACGGCACUGUUGGAUUUGUGUCUUGGUUGGGGAAACUAUUUGACAAAAAAAAUUAACCGUCAAAUCACAGCAGUCUUUCUAAACUAUAAGCCUUACAUGAUUACGGAACCAAUUUGGAUUGAACUUGAGGCGCUAACUGUUGUUUUGAUUUAACCAUCAUUAGUACUAGUCCUAUGUGGAUAAAUAAACAGAUAUGCUUAGAUUUCUUGUAUAAUUUUGAAAACAAAAAGAUACGUACUUUGUAGAGUCUUAGAGCUAAUGAUAUAAAUUUGGUAUAAAGUACUCUAUUUGAUUACAUUAGUACGGUACUAAGGGUAUUUAAAGCAUAGAUUCAUUUCACGCAUUUGUAAUAUGCAUACGUGAUUCAGAAUUGGCAGGAGGUAUUUUCAAUAGCUUGUUUUAAGAGUGCCGCUUUAAUGGUCACCGUCUGUCAACGAACGAAUGGCCGUGACCUUGAAUUAGAAAGGUCAAAGCGACAUCUCCUGCUGGUGCAUGGGAACUAUAAGGACGAUCUUAUACGAGUUCAUCUAACGAUCUGGUUCUUGCAAGUGUAAUCUCUGAUGACGCAAUUCGAAAGAAUUUUAGAGUUGGAAAAAUCCAUUCGAGAUGUUUCAUGUAGUUAUGUACCGUUGGGUAUAAAUUUGUCAAGAGUUGGCUUGGCGAGAAUGUGAUAAUUGUUUUGGACCUGACACGGGAGUCGAUAUGUACUCCACUAGGCUAAUCUCUUUUCAAAAAGGAUAGUUUGAUGUUAUGAAAGUAAUUGAACUUUAUAAACAGUUGAUUUUAUCCCGCCGAUAUGUUGUUAUAAUUCUAACGAUUAUAUUAAGCAAGAUAUUCGAGCAAGUGGGGAAGCCAAUAGAUGGCAAAGAUACACAUCCGCCAACGAAGAGACGGGCCCGGGACCUUCAGACAAAGACAUUCAAUCGUUUUAAUUUCAUAUUCGUACUUGCAGUACUUUUUAAUAUAUCACUGCACGAUCAGAAAAAUAUAUAUAUAUUUUUUUCUUAAAUUAAAUCUUAGAAAAGAAAUGUGGUACUGGUAGAGUAUGCAAAGUUUUAGAGCCAAAAACGCAAGCCUAAAAGAGUGAGUUUGAGAAACAAACAGUACACAAAAUUCUAUUAAUAAAAUAUUAUGUUAUUUUAAUUUGGAAAAAAAAUA
Molecule: messenger RNA, 3751 nt
Organism: Patiria miniata (bat star)
Lineage: Eukaryota; Metazoa; Echinodermata; Asteroidea; Valvatida; Asterinidae
Product: protein-glutamine gamma-glutamyltransferase K-like
Exons: 15
Coding region: 299-2452 (717 amino acids)
Biological process (GO): peptide cross-linking
Molecular function (GO): protein-glutamine gamma-glutamyltransferase activity
Source: RefSeq, a predicted model, not a curated record